Centruroides sculpturatus (bark scorpion) is the source of this 1185-nucleotide messenger RNA. Its product is annotated as saccharopine dehydrogenase-like oxidoreductase. Gene Ontology annotation, biological process: glycolipid biosynthetic process. Bases 1 to 933 code for a protein of 310 amino acids. The transcript has 10 exons. Gene Ontology annotation, cellular component: lipid droplet; plasma membrane; mitochondrion. The record is from RefSeq and is a predicted model, not a curated record. NCBI's taxonomy places the organism in Eukaryota, Metazoa, Arthropoda, Arachnida, Scorpiones, Buthidae.
AUGGAGUAUUACCACGAGUACAAUUUAUUUGGAGAGAGUGUUGUUAAAGCAUGCCUUGCUGCUGAAACUCAUCAUUUAGACGUUAGUGGAGAAUCACUGUUUCUUGAAGGGAUGCAAUUGAAAUAUCAUGAAGAAGCAAUUCAAAAAGGAAUUUAUAUAAUUGGAGCAUGUGGAUUUGACAGCAUUCCUUGUGAUUUGGGAGUAUCUCUAGUUAAAAAAAAGUUUCAAGGUGAUCUCAAUUCCGUAGAAACAUAUCUUGAAUUUAAUAGUGGACCACAGGGUGAAACCAUUAACGCAGGCACAUGGCAUUCUGUGGUUAAUGGAAUAACGACUAAGAAUAAGACUGAAGAAAUUAGGAAAGAAUUAAAUAAGACUGUUUUUAAGAAAAGACCAAACUUUUCACACUGUCUGUCAAAAAGGUAUGAUGUUAACAUCGGUUUAGGCGUCAGUGAUUUGAAAUUGGAGUUGUGGACCAGUGUUUGGCUCAUCAACAGCCAUUAUAAAGAAAUUGGAGGAAAUUCAGCAGACAAUGUCAAAAGACUGGUUCCAGAACAUGUUCCAGGACUGACAGACAUGUAUCCACAUCUGUUUUCUUUUGGUAAGUUUAAAGAAGGGGGUCCUUCAAGACAAGAGAUUAAGGAAGCAUCCUUCACUACUGUGUUUUGGGCCGAAGGGUGGAAGGAUAAACUGGAUGCUGACAAACAACAUACAGAACCACCCAAUAAGAAUAUGAAAGUAAUUUUAACUGCACCCGAUCCAGUAUACAUUACUACAUCACUCUGUUUAGUCAAUGCUGGUGUUGUGUGUUUGAAAGAAAAUGAGAAAAUGCCCGGAAGUGGUGGUGUCUUAACUCCGGCAGCUGCUUUUGAAGAUACUUCGCUAUUGGAACGGUUACAAAAAUCGGGAAUGGAGUUUAAUAUUAUAGAGAAGUAAUGACAGUCUGUUCCACUGUGCUAUUCCAAUUCAACAGAAAAUAUUAACAAUUUACAUAUAUCAAACUUUUGUCGAUGGGAACAAUAUUUUUAUGUUUGGUGUUUUGCCAUUUGUACUAAGAAAUCUAUUAAGUCUUGAUUUGUUACCAUAUGUUAAAUCUAGAAUUGCUUUUCAGUCAAGCAAUAUUAAUUAUUGAUUUAUGCACAUAAGUAAAAAUUACCUGUGGUGAAAUAAAAUGGUUUAAUAUUUUCA